Aspergillus glaucus CBS 516.65 is the source of this 1518-nucleotide messenger RNA. Its product is annotated as tRNA threonylcarbamoyladenosine dehydratase. The transcript has 3 exons. Bases 1 to 1518 code for a protein of 505 amino acids. Gene Ontology annotation, molecular function: tRNA threonylcarbamoyladenosine dehydratase activity; ubiquitin-like modifier activating enzyme activity. Lineage: Eukaryota; Fungi; Ascomycota; Eurotiomycetes; Eurotiales; Aspergillaceae. The record is from RefSeq and is a predicted model, not a curated record. Gene Ontology annotation, biological process: cyclic threonylcarbamoyladenosine biosynthetic process. Gene Ontology annotation, cellular component: mitochondrial outer membrane.
AUGUCGUGGAUCCAGCAACACGCAAAUUCCCACCAGUCACGGCUGGCUGCUACCGCCGUACUUUCGGGAGUUGCUGUUGCAGGCGCCAUACUUGGAUACCAGGCAAUCCGACGAGAAAAAGCCGUGCACAAGCUUAAGGCUUCCAUUCCGGAUAUAAACGAUAGUCACUAUGCGGAGAAGCUCACAGAAUAUGGCUCCGCGGCUGCAUCGCAAUUGAGCAAAGAAGACGAGCGCAGUGCGGCUCUUGCGCGCAGAGCACAGGAGGGAGAUUACGAUGACGACCUAAUCCUCGAACAACUCGCCCGGAACCGUGUAUUCCUCACCGAUGAAGGCCUUGCCCAGCUCCGAUCAUCUUUCAUAAUUGUCGUCGGAUGUGGCGGUGUCGGAUCGCAUGCGGCAGCCUCUCUCGCUCGCUCUGGCGUAUCCAAGAUCCGGCUUAUCGAUUUCGACCAAGUUACGCUCUCUUCGCUGAACAGACACGCCCUCGCGACGCUGGCAGACGUGGGUACGCCGAAGGUGCACUGCAUUCGCAAACGCCUGGAACAAAUCGCUCCAUGGGUCAAUUUCGAUUGUCGGAACGAGCUCUUUGGGGGUUCCGCGGCAGAUGAUCUCCUGAGCCCGUGGCAAGGGCAGAAACCGACUUACGUGCUUGAUUGCAUCGACAACAUCACCUCGAAAGUGGAACUCCUGCACUACUGCCAUACGAAUUCGAUUCCCGUGAUCUCCGCCAUGGGCGCCGGCUGCAAGUCUGACCCUACCCGUGUCGUGGUGGGCGACAUCUCUCUUAGCACCGAUGACCCUCUCUCGCGUAGCACCCGUCGACGACUGAAGGCUCUCAAAGUUAAUACUGGCAUCCCGGUGGUUUUCUCGACUGAGAAGCCGGGCCCCGGGAAGGCAAGUCUGCUUCCCCUUGCCGAGGAAGAAUUCAACAAGGGCGACGUGGGCGAGUUAUCCGUUCUCCCCGACUUCCGGACUCGAAUUCUCCCCGUCCUCGGCACCAUGCCCGCAGUAUUCGGAUAUACGAUUGCGAACCACGUCAUCUGCGACAUCUCCGGCUAUCCCAACGACUACAACGCCGGCGGCAAAGGACGGGAUAAAAUGUACGACGGCAUUCUCGCAGGAAUGCAGGGCUUGCAUGAGAAGCUCGCCCGGACAGAAGCCGGUCAGGACUUCGUUGGUCUUCGUCUACCAAUCUCCAAAGAUGACGUAGGAUUCCUCGUGGAUGACAUCUGGCGCGGGAAAAGCAUCGUCAGCGGUCUGCCUAACCGUCUGCAGCUGAUACUGUGGGAGAAACCGGCUCGUGGGUUCGGCCCCGACCCUGCAUGGGAAAAGGAAGGACAAAAGUUCAUUCCUAUUGCGCUGAAGGACCUCGUUUGCUUGACUAAGGAAGAGGCCAUCCGGCAUGAACGCGAGGUUCUUCGCGAGGGGAAGAGACCAGAGGACAUUUACGAUGAGAAGACGGUGCAGAAGGCGAAGGAGAGGAUGAAGGAGGCGGAAUUUUACGAGAACUACCGGUAA